Molecule: messenger RNA, 625 nt
Organism: Solanum tuberosum (potato)
Lineage: Eukaryota; Viridiplantae; Streptophyta; Magnoliopsida; Solanales; Solanaceae
Product: mitotic-spindle organizing protein 1A-like
Exons: 2
Coding region: 131-361 (76 amino acids)
Biological process (GO): mitotic spindle assembly; gamma-tubulin complex localization; microtubule nucleation by interphase microtubule organizing center
Cellular component (GO): gamma-tubulin ring complex; spindle; interphase microtubule organizing center
Source: RefSeq, a predicted model, not a curated record
AAAGACAUAAUUUCAUUUUCAAACAUAAAUUUGCCCAAAUCUUUGCCCGUUCUACAGUGCAGCUAUCUUGAAAUAGCAACCAUUUUCUCAUCGAUUUGCAGAAAAAGGAAGCAAAAUCCCAAUAUCUCGAAUGGAUCCGGAGGCUGCACGUACAGCUCGUGAUUCACUGGAGCUUGUAUUUCAUAUGUCGAACAUUCUGGACACUGGCCUCGAUCGUCACUCUCUUUCUGUUUUGAUUUCCCUCUGUGAUUUGGGUCUUAACCCUGAAGCAUUGGCUGCUGUAAUUAAAGAGCUUCGCCAAGAAAACCCCUCUUCUGCUUCUGCUUCUCAUCAAAGGACAAUGCCCCCCUCAGUGCCUUAGCCAGGUUAAUCUUUAGUGGAUUUGUCAAAUUUCAGGAAGAGCUCUUGGUUUUCAGUUUUUUUUUUUUUCUCACUGUUAAUUUUGUGUGUAGUUUCUCUCUUUGUUUUAAUUGGGUAUUAAGCACGAUGUAAUGUAGUAUUCUGCUCUGCUUCUUCACCAAAAAAAGUUGUGUUUGCUUGUUAUUGACUACAUGUUCUUGUAAUGUGCAUUAGCUGAUAUUAAUUGACUUCAUUUGUAGUGUAAAUGAUUGUGGUUGUUCAAUCC